UCGGACGGAUUUCAAACAGAGAUCAAGAGUAGACCCCCUGACUACACAUCUUUGUUCGAAAACAGAACAAGAUACGUCAAUGUGGUAGCUUGAUGUGCUGGCGUGUGUACACUAAUAUAAAUCUUAUAGAAAAUAGCAUUAGAAAACGCGACAAUAAAUUCCAGGCAUUAUAUUUUCCAAUGUCAGCCGCCCGUUAUCUAAAAGAUGUAUUCUGAAUUGUCUUAUGGACAAUUAAUGGGCGUAGCGAUUGCAAUUAGCAAUAAGAUGCCGGAACUAACAGUCACUUCUGAGAUAUAUGAAGAAUAUGAUUAUAGGAGUAAAGUACCACCAAGUAUUGAAGGAAAUGUGAUCUCAGAAUUUCCAUUUUUACUGCCAAAACCAGGAAGCAAAGCAAAAUUUGACGAAGAUAACGAUUUGGAUAUGGAAAGACCACAGAAAGAAGUUAUAAGGAUUGUUUCAGAACAUAGCGCUAAAACGAAAAUAGCACUAGUAGGUUUACAAGUAUGGCGCGGGGCGUUCCUACUCGGCGACUUGCUCAUUCAUCUCGGUUUGCAAGGAGAACUGCAGAACAAAAUUGUUAUGGAGUUGGGAGCUGGAACUGGACUAACGAGUUUUGUUGCUUCUAUUUAUGCUAAGAAGGUUAUUUGUACAGAUAUUGACUUAGGAGGCAUUCUCGCUUUAAUAAAAUUAAACGCGCAAUACAAUGCAAAACUGAUAAAGGCACAAUUUAAAAUUAUGCAAUUGGACUUCAAAGAGACAUGGAAUAAAGAACUUUCUAACGAGAUUGAGCAAACUGACGUAUUUAUUGCUGCAGAUGUAAUAUACGACGAUGACGUCACUGCAGCAUUCAUAUCGACUAUACAGAAAAUACUGAACACCAAACCUCCUAAAACGCUGUAUGUUGUACUGGAGAAGCGAUACGUAUUCACUAUAGAACAUCUCGAUAAUGUAGCACCAUGUUAUGAAACAUUCCUCAGUCUACUAGACAAGGUGAAAACAGAAAACGCCAAAGCCACUUGGACCGUUGAACAACUACCUCUCAACUUCCCCAAAUAUUUCACCUACGAUCGCGUUAAGGAACUUGUUUUAUGGAAAAUAUCAUCCAAACCCUUUUGAAAGACACGACUGUGAUAG
Hyposmocoma kahamanoa is the source of this 1134-nucleotide messenger RNA. RefSeq names its product methyltransferase-like protein 22. The transcript has 7 exons. Bases 205 to 1116 code for a protein of 303 amino acids. Gene Ontology annotation, molecular function: protein methyltransferase activity. Gene Ontology annotation, cellular component: nucleus. NCBI's taxonomy places the organism in Eukaryota, Metazoa, Arthropoda, Insecta, Lepidoptera, Cosmopterigidae. The record is from RefSeq and is a predicted model, not a curated record. Gene Ontology annotation, biological process: protein methylation.